CCACUCUCCAUCCUCUGAGCUCUGAGCUCUCCUUGUCCACUGUCAGACCUCUGUGCCGAGUGUCACCGUGGAGCUGACCUUCAGAAGCAGAAAGAGUAAAACAUGGAGUCCUCAGAGGGUUGGUGAACAGGGAACCCACAGAAGAGAGGACUCAACCUUGGAUGGGACCCGACAACCAAGAUGAGACCUUUGAAGGCAUCUGAAGUCGUAGAAGAGUUGGGGGCCCACGGGGUCAGAGCUCCCGUGGGUGCCUGCAGCUACAUGUUGGGGGUCAGAACACCUCUAGGUCACCACCAAGGCCCGAGAGGAUGAAAUGGUCUGGCCUUCAGCCCAGGACUAUCAUUCCUGACUACAAGGAAGUGACAUGUGGCAGAGGGUGGGGACACCACCAAGGAGGAAACGUCCCAGCAGCUCUGCUGUGUGGAGACGUGUGGCCGUCAGAGGAGCAGCCAUGAGCUCUGAGAAGGGGCAGCAGCCUCUCUGAGGCCACGGGCCCUGUCCUGUCACUGGGGUUGAGAGCAGAAGCCCAGGGCGCCGAGAGCCGGGGUCGGCAGCAGCCUGUGCAGCUCCUGACCCUGAGCUUCCUGCACCCUGACCACCCAGCAUCGGACUCAAAUCUGGGCUGGACACGGAAGCGGAGAGGCCCAGAAGAGCGGAAGUGGGCACAGGGCUAUCGGACCCUCAGCGAGGAGGCUUGACUGUGUCCGCACGUAGGACCUGGCGCUGCUGCAGGCUGUGUCUGUGCAGAGACAUGACCCCGAGGAGUGGGGCUACGUGGCUGCCUUCAGCUCUGCUCCUUCUCCAGGUCCCAGGCUAUUUGUCUCUGAGUGGCCCCGGGCACGUGACGGGCACCGUGGGGGGAUCGCUGAGCGUGCAGUGUCGGUACGAGAAGGAGUUCAAGGAAAAUAACAAAUACUGGUGCCAAAGCCCAUGUUUGGCAUCGCUGAGGACGAAGAUUGUGGAGACCACAGAGUCAGAGAGAGAAGUGAGGAGCGGUCGUGUGUCCAUCCCGACACAGCUGACAGAGUGGAAGACCCAGGGCCUGACAUGCGCUUCUCCCUCAGCCCCCACCCUGAAGAUCGUCACAAGCACCCUGGGUCCUCCAAGCACCCUGGGUCCUCCCUCCCCCCUGCCAGUGACCACUGGGCCCAGCAUGACCAGCCAGGAGACGCCUGAUGCCAGCCAACACCCUCGGUCCCUGCUCAGCAGUGUGCACUUCCUGCUCCUCAUAUUCCUGAAGGUGCCCCUGUUCCUGAGCAUGCUCAGUGCUGUCCUCUGGGUGAACAGGCCUCAGCGGGCAACUUGUGAGGAAACACAGUUUGGCUAAGACAACCUGCCACCGUCCCCGCCCACCCAUGUCCUGUCCAGAGACACCGCCACUCGGGCUA
This is a messenger RNA of Myotis davidii, 1388 nucleotides long. RefSeq names its product CMRF35-like molecule 6. The coding region runs from base 752 to 1327 and encodes 191 amino acids. Gene Ontology annotation, cellular component: plasma membrane. The transcript has 4 exons. The record is from RefSeq and is a predicted model, not a curated record. Gene Ontology annotation, molecular function: transmembrane signaling receptor activity. NCBI's taxonomy places the organism in Eukaryota, Metazoa, Chordata, Mammalia, Chiroptera, Vespertilionidae.